Cuscuta europaea is the source of this 2478-nucleotide messenger RNA. The record is from the annotation of a GenBank genome assembly. NCBI's taxonomy places the organism in Eukaryota, Viridiplantae, Streptophyta, Magnoliopsida, Solanales, Convolvulaceae.
ACCACCUUAAGCUCUCUCUCUCCUCUCCCCUUUUUUCUUUUUCCUCUGCACUGCCACUUCUCUGCAUCUCCUGCCCUGUAGUUGUAGUAGUGAGCAUUUGGUACAGACCAGACAGAGCUAAAAAGCUAUCCUCUCUCCAUUUUAAUGGCGUGAGUGAGGACGACGGCGGCCGACCCUUAACAACCACCUCCCCCAUUAUUAUUCUCUAGCUUCUCAAACGCCACAAUAUUCUGUUCCACGUCUUCUCGUCCUUUCUUGAUUUCUGUUAUUGUUAUUAUAGGUGGGUUCAUCUCCGUACGUGCUUUUGCAUAUUUUUCCGUUGCUUAAGAUCCUCUGGAUGUGAUGUAUCCUGCCAAGGGAAAGGGGAGUGUCAAUAAAAAGUAUGUCGAUGGAAAUGACUACCUUGAUGAUAUGAUGAUCACUGGUUUUCCGGCGGUGGGUCCGUUGAGAUCAUCAUUGUCAAGUGAUUAUGGUCGACACUUUGUUGAUGGGUCGUCUUCUUCGUCUUUCGGCGGCGCAUUUGAUCAUCCCUCUGCGAGCCGGACACUGAAUGUAUGGAGUAAUAGUAAUAGCAAUAACCUUUCUGGGCAUUUGAGCUCUUCUGUGUUGUUCGAUGGCUACCUUAAUAAUAGCAACAAUAAUAAUAAUGGGCAGAAUCUGGAUUGGUUGUUGGCCGAUCAGCUUCACAGAAUGCACAUCGGGGAUUAUUAUGGGACAAUAAGAUCUAUUGAAUCUGGGGAAAGGUCAUUAGAUGAUAUUUGGCUGAAUGGAACAGUAGUGGGAAGGGAUUUGAACUGUAAUAAUAAUAUAGGUGAUUUUAGAGGGUCUGAAUCUUUAUUACAAUCUCCAAAUCCCAGGAUUCCGUUCGGAAGGCAAGCAUACAGCAAUGUGGGUAUGAGAACAUCUGAAGAGUUUCUAAACUCUAUCGCCAUUAAUGGACGUCCAAGUUUUGGUGAAGGUUUCUUCUACUCUCCUACCAGGUAUGAAGAAGAUGCAGGAGUAGGUAACAAUGUUCUUCUAAGCAGCCGUCCAUUCGGUCCAUCUAGAAGCUUCCAGGAUACAAACAACCUUGGACUGGAUUUCAACUACCCUCCUCCUAUCAUGAAUGGGGCUAGCAGUGCUAAUGUUGUUCCAGAUAACAGUAGUGCCUUGUUAAGCCCAUAUCCCAGCCAGAUAUGGAACUGUUCAACAUCAUCAUCCUCUUCAGCUGAUGAUUAUAAACAUCAACAGCAACAAAACUUCAUCAUUCCUCAUCAAGAACAAGAAGAAGGGGGAGAGGGUCUAGAUUAUUUCAAAGGUCAGAAAAUGGUGGGGACUGUUCAAGCAUCAGACUACAUAUGCAACAUUGCCAAGAAUCAACUGGGGUGUAGGAUCUUACAGAAAGCAUUCGAUCAAGGGACAUCUCAAGAUGUGCAGUUAAUCUUUGAUGGGAUCAUCGGUCGAGUAGUGGAGUUCAUGGUGGAUCAAUUUGGGAACUAUCUAGUCCAAAAGUUGUUGAUCUUCUGCAAUGAUGAACAGAGGAUGCAGAUUGUGCUGAGGGUUACUAGAGAACCAGGCUUGCUUGUUAGAAUCUCAUUGGACACACACGGGACGCGUGUAGUGCAGAAGCUAAUAGAGACCAUAAAGAGCAGGCAGGAGAUAGGAAUGGUUAUAGAGGCACUUGAACCUGGUUUUCUUGAUCUUGCUACUGAUCUUAAUGGCAACCAUGUCCUUCACCGUUGCUUGCAAUCUUUUACCAAGGAACAUAAUAAGUUUAUAAUGAACGCUGCUGCAAGACACUGCUUUGGCAUUGCCACACACCGCUAUGGAUGCUGUGUUUUAAACAAAUGCAUUGGUUAUUCCACUGGAAAGCAACGCGACAAGCUGCUCGCUAGCAUCUCAUUUCAUGCUUUCGUCCUCGCUCAGGAUGCGUUUGGAAAUUAUGUGAUCCAAUAUAUCAUAGAGCAGAAGAACCAGUGUACAGCCGCUUUGCUUCUUUCACAGUUCCAAGGGAACUUUGUACACCUGUCAAAGCAAAAGUUCAGCAGCCACGUCGUUGAGAAGUGCCUCAAGUUUAUCGAAGAAAGCCGACCAAUCAUCAUUCAUGAAUUAGUCUCAUUCCCUCACUUUGAACACUUGCUUCAAGACCCUUUUGCCAACUAUGUCAUUCAAUCUGCAUUUGGAGUUGCCAAGGCGUCCCUCCGUGCUUUGUUAGUUAAUGCUGUGCGGCCUCACAUGCACAUUCUCCGCAGCAAUCCUUUCUGCAAAAAAAUAUUGUCUCAGAACAUAUUGAAAAAGAAAUGAUGUAAUGUGAUGAUGAAAUGUUGUUGUUCAAUUAGUGUUGUAAUAAUUUGUCACUGUCUGUCUAAGUGGACCUAAUUAGACCUCCUUAUCAUUGGGAUUGUCCGAUGAUAAUGUCUGAAACUGUUGUAUGUAAAUCAAGUUUUGGAUAAAUAUAUGUUUAUCCUGGCUGUGGUCUAUUAUGCUAUUCAUGUCUUA